Messenger RNA from Bombina bombina (fire-bellied toad), 1992 nucleotides. It is a transcript of the gene DHRS7, whose product is annotated as dehydrogenase/reductase 7. Bases 65 to 1075 code for a protein of 336 amino acids. The record is from RefSeq and is a predicted model, not a curated record. Gene Ontology annotation, molecular function: oxidoreductase activity. Lineage: Eukaryota; Metazoa; Chordata; Amphibia; Anura; Bombinatoridae. The transcript is spliced from 7 exons.
UCUCAGAACCAGGAAGUAACAUAUCAGGCAGGCACAAGUAGUACUAUCCAGCAGUGACAGUGAUAUGGACCCUACGUGCGUGUUGCUGCUGUUAGGGGGCUGCCUGCUGCUCUAUAUCCUGGUGCAGCUCGUUAGGUUUAUUAGGGCGGACGCUGAUCUCACCCUGCUGUGGACAGAGCGCUUCGGUCGGGCGCCAGAGCACGAGUUUGCUGGGAAGGUUGUCUGGGUGACCGGUGCUUCCAGUGGGAUUGGAGAGGAGUUAUGUUAUCAGCUCGCCAGGCUGGGUGCCCCCCUUGUCCUCUCCGCCAGAAGAGAAGGUGAACUGCAGAGGGUGAAGCAGACAUGUCUGGAAAAGAGCCAUUUGGAAGAGAAAGAUAUUUUUAUCGUUCCCCUGGAUCUGUCCAAUACAGACUCUCACAAAGCAGCAACAGACAAAGUCCUGCAGCACUUCGGGAGAAUUGAUAUUUUGAUUAAUAACAGUGGCCGGUCACAGAGGUCACUCUUUGUGGAUACAAACUUGGAAGUUUUUCGUUCCCUGAUGGAUCUCAAUUUUGUGGGGACUAUUUCUAUAACGAAGCACGUCCUGCAACACAUGAUAGAGAGGAAGAGAGGGAAGAUUGUAACGAUAAGCAGCGUCACAGGGAUUAUAGGCGCACCUCUGUCGUCUGGGUAUGCUGCCAGCAAGCACGCCCUACAGGGAGUUUUCAAUAGUCUCAGAGUGGAAAUGGCAGCCUAUCCAGAUAUAACCAUCACAAAUAUAUGCCCUGGACCUGUGCAAUCAAAUAUUGUGGAAAAUGCCUUUACUGAAGAUGCAGAUAAGGUAUUCGCAGUUAAAGCAGAUCAAUCAUAUAAAAUGCCAACUGAACGAUGCGCACGGCUUAUUUUAGUUACAACUGCAAAUGAUCUGAAGGAAUCCUGGAUUUCAGACCAGCCAUAUUUGAUGAUAUGUUACCUUUGGCAAUACGCACCUACAUGGGCAUGGUGGCUUACUGGAAAAAUAGGCCAGAAAAGAAUAGAAAACUUCAAGAGUGGAGUGGAUGCCGAUUCUUCAUAUUUCGGAAAAAAGAAAUCCUAGCAGAGUGAAAAAGAAUUUAAAGGGACAGUCUACACCAGAAUUUGUAUUGUUUUAAAAGAUAGAUAAUCCCUUUAUUACCCAUUCUCCAGUUUUGCAUAACUAACCCUGUUAUAUUAAUAUACUUUUUACCUCUGUGAUUACCUUGUAUCUAAGCCUCUGCAGACUGCUGCUUAUCUCAGUUAUAUUAAGACACUUUUUACCUCUGUGAUUACCUUGUAUCUAAGCCUCUGCAGACUGCCCCUUAUCUCAGUUAUAUUAAUAUACUUUUUACCUCUGUUUUUACCUUGUAUCUAAGCCUCUGCAGACUGUCCCUUAUCUCAGUUAUAUUAAUAUACUUUUUACCUAUGUGAUCACCCUGUAUCUAACCCUCUGCAGACUGCCCCUUAUCUCAGUUAUAUUAAUAUACUUUUUACCUCUGUGAUCACUCUGUAUCUAAGCCUCUGCAGACUGCUCCUUAUCUCAGUUAUAUUAAUAUACUUUUUACCUCUGUGAUCACCAUGUAUCUAAGCCUCUGCAGACUGCCCCUUAUCUCAGUUUCUUUGACAGACUUGCAUUUUAGCCAAUCAAUGCUGACUCAUAAAUAACUCCACGGGCAUGAGCACAAUGCUAUCUAUAUGACAAAAAUGAGCUAACACCCUCUAGAUGUGAAAAAUGUCAAAAUGCAUUCAGAUAAGAGGCGGCCUUCAAGGUCUUAGAAAUUAGCAUAUGAGCCUACCUAGGUUUAGCUUUCAACUAAGAAUACCAAGAGAACAAAGCAAAUUUGAUGAUAAAGUAAAUUGGAAAGUUGAUUAAAAUUGAAUACCCUAUCUGAAUCAAGAACGUUUGAUUUUGACUAGAUUGUCCCUUUAAAUUGCCUUCCCAUUUAUUCUUUAUACUCCUAUGUGAAACUGUAUAAUAAAAAAAAUGUGUUAAAGGAA